CUUUGCUAGGUACAGCUAUUCAAAUAUCAGGUCCCGUCAGUUUUGUGUGCUCUUAGCGGCAUUAGGACCACAGCGCUCGAAGGUACGUCUAGAUCAUUUCAACAGAUAGAUGUCCUACUACACACAACACAUUGGGAGUAACUGGCGUAUUACAAUUGAUUUGGUAUUUCUGAGGCUUACAGCAGAUUGAGACAAGACUAAAGAUCUAAGCAUGGAUCAUUUCAGCUGGGUUAUAUCCUCCGUCCUUCUUCUCGUGGCUAUAGUGUGUACAUCAACUGCUGCUCCAUAUUUGGAGAAGCCAACAAACACAAGCAAGCCAAACGUCACAAGUCAAGUGAAUGAUCCCGAAAUGAUUGAAGUAACAUGGGACAAGCUUUAUGACGUCAGUAGUCACAAGUGCAAGAUUUCGACACCAAAAGACCUUCAUCAGCUUAUACUAACGGCAGAAGACCGAGAGGCAGCCAACCUGUUCCAGUUCACCAUACACCUGCGGGAUUACAGCCCCUUUACUAAUGUUUCAGGAUUAUAUUUCAAGCCCUGGCUAUGGUACACAACAAAAAACCAACAUGGCCGGACUCUACUGAUGCUGUCCUUUCAUUACGACGUCUUGUCCAUGAACAUUCUCACCAUUGGCGUCAAGAAAGCGGACAUUGAACUCAGGGACAAUCCGUUCGGUUGUUUUGGUAACCUCUCAACUGGUGAGCAAGUCGCGGUUGUCCGCAUGAUUCUACUGAGUCGUAUAGAUAAAGACAAGGUCAAUCCAAGUGAAAGAUUUGCCUGCAACCAGGAGAUUGCCGAUAUUGGCGGGAAUGCUGACUUUGUCUACAACUGUUGCAGUAGUGACGGCCACAACAACUUUACGUGCAGCAGCAGAGCAGACGAUUUCUGGAUAAAUAUUCUCUACCUGGCCAUCACGUCUGUCAAGGUUUUGAUCUUUUUGUUCUGCGCUAAGUUUCUCCCAGAGAAUGCCUACAGCGCAGCGUAUGCGCUAUCGGAAUACGUGCUCAAGCUAAAGAAACCAUUCCACAUGAAGAUCUUUGUCAGCGAGAACAUGGACAGCACCGUGACAGCCAAGACGAAAAUAGAUUUCAAACAAAUCUCGAAUUGGUCCAGAUUUAGAAAUUUUCUUAAAACUAUUCCAUUGGAUGAGACGUUCACUGUGACCGUAUCAAAACUUCGCAUAAAGGUCAAAGGCAAGCGAAUAAUUCCCGAGUACGACCCUCCCGUCGGUUUGCUCAAGACGAUGUACGACAAUCUGGUCAGGUGUAAGAUCCGAGCCCUGGGCCCCCUCGAGCCGUGCUGUGAGACCAACAUCUUCACCUUUCUUGGGGAGAACACCCGGCACUUCAUGCAGUGGCAGAAACUCGUCUUGCUCAUCAUCAAGGCUCUGCUGCUUGCGGCCAUACCCCUCCCCUUCUACAUCCGGCUUAUCAUCUACUACAAGUUUGAGGCCGAGGAGCUCACCCAACGACGUUUGGCACGUGAGGCUAACGGUCUGGACGAGGCUUUCAGUUUCUACCGAACCAAUGUCAUUCAGUAUCUGACUCCGACUCACGCCAUUUUUAUCACCACAUAUAUCCUUUACUUUCUCAUCGGUGUCAUCAUCGGCUUCGCUAGUCCCAGCUUUAGGAACAAGCUAAAAGACAUCUGCAAGUCAUCUCUGCAAGACAUGAACGCUGUCUCGCAGACAGAAGUUCUCGGCAUGAUGGUCCAAGCCUGCGUCUACCCGUUCAAACGUUGGGGUCUGCUGGGGUUCCUAGUGGCUCCCGUCUACCUUAUCCUUGUCCUGCCUGCAUGUUUGCUCUACUUUAUCAUUUACUGUGUGCCAACCAUCUACUUGACCUACAAACUGCCGUAUCACGCUAAACAAUUAGCGAGUAGACAACCCCAAAAUGUCAAAGGCGGCAAAAAGAAAAUAGUCAGUAAACUGCAGCAUUACGGCAAGAAGUGGCAGAAGAUCGACCAGGCUGUCCAUGCCGAGGACGAGGUCACGCCCGUGGAUGAAAACCAUUGUUGUCCUGACGAUAUGGGGUGUUACGGAUGUCUCACCUUCAAAAGCGUCGGCUUACAAGUUGUGACAGCGAUCUUUUGUCUGUGCAUACUUUAUUCUAUAGCUUUGUUGUUCUCUGAAUCAAUUGGACUGUUUAUAGAGGUGAUGGCCUUUACUAUGAUGGGAAUUAUUAUAAACGCUGGUAAUGUCCUGAAGUACGUCUCGAUGGUCUUGCUUGUUUUUGUCUACAUGAAUGAUUGCUAUAGCAACGUGUUUGAGAACUACCUGUCUUUAAAUAAAUUUGUCAUUGAAGAAUUCUCAGAGAGGACAUCAGCCGAGCUCAAGAGUAUUGCCAGUCAGUCCGCGGACGUGCAAGAAAAUACGGCUUUUCAGAUGAAAUGUAUUGAUGAAAAGAAAGAGCGUCCCCCAAGAAUCCAUUACAAGGACGGGGAAAUACAAUGGGACAUAGGCCAACCCUUGCUAUUUUUAGACAAGUUUGAUACGCCAAGAAUUCCACUUAGGCUAUUCCAGAGGUUGUGUCAGGUUCAAGUCUAUGGUGCACCAGGUCCAGUGUAUUUGAGUCUGCUGAUGGCUACAGGAAAGUUUAUGAUUAUCGUCGUGUUUUUGAUGUUUGUCAUGAUCGUUGUCAUGGCCUUUGGAAACGUGUAUGCGGUGUCAUCGACCAACUCCACGUUGGCCACCCUCGCUGGUGGAUUUAUCCCGAUGUUGCUGAAAAACGUCCUGUCAUCUAGAGGUGCCAGAAUCAGCCUGAAGACGGUCAGCUUCAAGGGUCAAAUGGAUGAGGUCAUCAACGAAUAUAAACAGAACUGGCCGCUGGCCGAUUUAGAAGCAAAAAAAUAUGUUCCAGGUGAGGAGGACGGUGAAGAAGAAAACAAGAAAGAAGAAGAAAAUAAGAAAGAAGACGAGGUCCAGUCAAACGAUGAUAAACGUGAUGGUCAGAAAAAAAUAAAAGAAAACCUAAUUAACCAAAAGGAAAACUUCAAUGCUAAUGUUUUUAACGGAAACGGUGACGCAACAACACUGAAUCAUGAAGAACCGGAAGUUGAUCUUUUCCUACAGCUGACUCCUGACGUCACAGACACGUGGUCUGUGUACCACUCGAGCGAGGACAACACGUCGACCGGAUCACGGUUCUUCGAGCCGGCAGACGUCCAGCCCAACAUGUACCGUAGUGACAGCAUUGAUGAAGGCUACAGCCGGCAGUCACGUGGUCUGAACAUGAUGGCCAAUGUGGCCCCCUUUGUUGUCAUGUACGCUCACACUAAAGAUGAACACUAACCCUCAUCAUAGCCAAUGUUAAUUGUUAUGAAGAGCCCUAAUCCUAACCUAAGUGAACUGUUGUAAAGAACUCAUUCCAAUAUCAGCAAUAAAUCAGCAAUCAAGGAUCGCAACCUAUCCCACAAAAAAUAUUUCCAUUGCUUUUAUUCCAGAUAAUUCUUUUUCAUCUUUUUCAUUCUUACUUGACGCAAUGGUGUUCGUCGCAUACGUUGACUGGACCGCCGGUACACUAGUACCGUGUGGGCCACUAGUACCGUGUGGGCCACUAGUACCGUGUGGGCCACUAGUACCGUGUGGGCCACUAGUACCGUGUGGGCCACUAGUACCGUGUGGGCCACUAGUACCGUGUGGGCCACUAGUACCGUGUGGGCCACUAGUACCGUGUGGGCCACUAGUACCGUGUGGGCCACUAGUACCGUGUGGGCCACUAGUACCGUGUGGGCCACUAGUACCGUGUGGGCCACUAGUACCGUGUGGGCCACUAGUACCGUGUGGGCCACUAGUACCGUGUGGGCCACUAUGAUAGAUGCUGUAGUAUUCCUAUAAAGAGCCUAACUUUUUAUUGCUUUAAAAAAAAUCUUUAUUUUUUGUUAAGUAACGCUAACUGCACCGGUGGCGUCACCUUCCCUCCCUUAAUUAUCAUAGCGUGAAAUUCAGCAUUUUAAUUUCGUUUCCUAACCCUAACCCUAACCCAGUUGGUCAGCCCCUUUUUUUUUUUUUUUUUUUUGUCGAGCUAGUGGCAACAAUAUACACUUUGUAAAAUACGUAAUGCAGUACAGAUAAGCAGCUUACGUUAGAAUCCGAUAAUGCUAAAAAAAAAAAAAAACGAUCGCCUGCGAAAUUAAUUGGAGAAAAUGAGCGCACACCUAAAUCUGAUAUUGACUUAGUCGUUAGAGGCGAGCGCUUUUUCUGUGAAUUUUAGAAGUCAAUUGAUCACUGUGUACUAAAAUCUGCUCGUAUUGACAAAAUGGACACAGAAAACAGCCAUUCCUAAACGGCCGUAAGCGCUAUAACCUUCUGAUUCAAAAUUUCGACCAAUCGUCUCUUAAUAUUCCGCAUAUUGAAAACAUUCCAACAACAAAUAAACUAGGGAAGUUCACUGAGGCAAUACUAGGCAUUUCGCUGACCAGUGCAACUUUUUACCAAUUCCACGUUUUGGCCGUAAUCCACUCAUACACUUUAAUAAGUGUACACUUUAAUUAGUGUACAAUUUAAUUAGUGUGCACUGUUCAUUUUUCAUUGUUUUUUUUUGUGUGUAUGUUUAAUUUGUAUACACUGUUCUAAAUUCGUGCACGCUAUCAAAACGUGAACGGUUAUGUAGAGUCUCUAAGAUUCAGACAGCCAUACAAAAUCUAAACGUUUGUACACAUGUAAAGUUUCAAUACAUGAACACAUGUGAAGAUUCAACCUAUGAACACAUGUGAAGAUUCAACACAUGAACACAUGUGAAGAUUCAACACAUGAACACAUGUGAAGAUUCAACACAUGAACAAAUGUGAAGAUUUAACACAUGAACACAUAUGAAAAUUUAACACAUGAACACAUGUGAAGAUUCAGCACAUGAACACAUGUGAAGAUUCAACACAUGAACACAUGUGAAGAUUCAACACAUGAACAAAUGUGAAGAUUUAACACAUGAACACAUGUGAAAAUUUAACACAUGAACACUUGUGAAGAUUCAACACAUGAACACAUGUGAAGAUUCAACACAUGAACAAAUGUGAAGAUUUAACACAUGAACAAAUGUGAAAAUUUAACACAUGAACACAUGUGAAGAUUCAAAACCCGUGCUGUAGAAAUACACGCAAAUGUUGCAAAACUAAACUUGUUUGUUUAUAAAUACAUAAUGACAAGCGUCUACCCAUAUCACUUGUGACGGAGCUUUCUCUAAACUGAGAUCCAACUAGAAUUGUUUGCCAUUGAUUUUACUCAUAUUGAUAGCAGUUAAUUAUGCGAUUUCACUAGUGAGUCCUAAUAAAUUUAUUCACUACAUCA
This is a messenger RNA of Physella acuta, 5284 nucleotides long. RefSeq lists its product as uncharacterized. The record is from RefSeq and is a predicted model, not a curated record. Lineage: Eukaryota; Metazoa; Mollusca; Gastropoda; Physidae.